GAUCAACAAAAUAAAGAAACACAAAGAACUUAUACUAAAGAUUUGGAAAAUGAAGAAACAUGGUAUAUCAAAAAUUCAAAUAAUACUCUUGAUAUAACUGUUAUAGCUAAACUAAUAGCAAUAGUUACUAUGAGUACAAAUGAUGAAGAGCAAAAAAGAGCCAAUACUGAAGAUAAAAGGUUUCAAGAAAAACAAGACAGAGUUAUAGAACAAGUUUUUGAACAACAGGAUAAAAACAACCUCACAAGAACUUUACCUAAAACAGGAGAACUUUCCACAAAGAGAAUAAUAUAA
Messenger RNA from Racocetra fulgida, 294 nucleotides. NCBI's taxonomy places the organism in Eukaryota, Fungi, Glomeromycota, Glomeromycetes, Diversisporales, Gigasporaceae. The record is from the annotation of a GenBank genome assembly.